AUGCAUAACAACACAUCAGGGUUUCUCCUUUUGGAAUUUUCAACAAUUUGGGAACUACAGACUUUAUUACUAAUACUGUACAUAAUGACAGUAACGGGGAACUUUUUCAUCAUCAUUGCUGUUGUUUCUGAUCACCACCUACACACCCCCAUGUACUUCUUCCUGAUGAACUUAGCUGUGCAAGACAUUGGUUCUGUUUCUGACAUUAUUCCCAAAGCUGUUUUCAAUUCUCUUACAGAUACAAGGAAAAUUUCAUAUGUUGGUUGUGUUGUCCAAGUCUUCUUGAUUCUAUUCUUCUUCGGCUCAGAUGUUUCUCUUCUUACAGUUAUGGCAUAUGAUCGGUAUGUUGCUAUUUGCAAUCCUUUGCAAUAUGAAAUAAUAAUGAACAGGAAAGCUUGUGCCAAAAUGAUUGGAAGUGUUUGGACUGCUUGCCUUCUCAAUGCUGCAUUGCACACUGUUGAAAUGUUUACUACUCCUUUCUGCUCUAAUAUUAUCAACCAAUUCUACUGUGAAAUCCCAUAUUUACUAAAGAUUACUUGCUCUGAUUCAUAUAUAACUGAAAUUGGAGUUGUAGUGUUCAGUGUUUCAUUAACAAUUGGUUGUUUUGUCUUCAUCAUAUCUUCAUACAUGCUGAUUCUUGCUGCUGUUCUAAGAAUCCCUUCUAUACAAGGGAGGAAAAAGGCGUUCUCCACUUGCAUACCACAUCUCACUGUUUUCUCCAUAUUUAUGUUUACUGGUUCCUUUGCUUAUCUAAGACACAUAUCUGAUCAUCCAUCCCAUCUUGAUUUCAUAAUUACAAUAAUGUAUUCCAUUAUCCCACCCAUGAUGAAUCCAUUAAUCUACAGCAUAAGAAACAAGAACAUCAAAGUCUCUCUUUCAAGAUUUUUUGGUCAAAAGUUAUUUCAUUUUAAAGAAGUGUGA
Notechis scutatus (mainland tiger snake) is the source of this 921-nucleotide messenger RNA. Its product is annotated as olfactory receptor 14I1-like. Gene Ontology annotation, molecular function: G protein-coupled receptor activity; olfactory receptor activity. Lineage: Eukaryota; Metazoa; Chordata; Lepidosauria; Squamata; Elapidae. Gene Ontology annotation, biological process: G protein-coupled receptor signaling pathway. The record is from RefSeq and is a predicted model, not a curated record. Gene Ontology annotation, cellular component: membrane.